AUGAUAGAACCGGGAAAGUGGCCAUCACCUGGCAAAAGGACCUCCGAAGCAAGUAGUACCAGGAAGGGAAGGAAGAAUCCUAGUACUCUCAAGGCGGCCAUGCUCGCCACUUUCUGGGAAUACACGGAGCGGACCAAAGUUAGCGGCAUAUGGCUAAUGCGUCGGAAUCGCACCUACGGCCUUUCCAGGUUUAUCUGGUCUUCUGUUCUGCUUCAGUUGCUCCUGCUAAGCAUAUAUCUAACCCUGCUUCUAUGGCUAAAGUUCUACUCAUACCCCAUCUUGAAUACCAUUUCCAAUGACCUCUCAAUUACGGAUGUUGCCUUUCCCGGCGUUACCAUUUGUAGUCCAAAGGUUGUAAACUCGGAACGGGUGGAACGCUAUGUGAAGACACUUAAGAUUCCCAAGGAGUACGACAUUGCAGAGGUCACAGCCGGCUUUGAUUUCCUUAACGCCUUCACGGAUCAAAGUUUUGAGCCACCUGGACACGAAAGUUAUCGGGCCACUGAUGCCGUCCUACGGCUAAACAACGUGUCCACCUGGGAAGCCGCCAUGGCCGUCAGUCCGGGUUGCGAAGACUACGUGAAGCGCUGCUUCUGGGGACAUACGGAGUUCAAGUGCAACCAGAGCCACGAGUAUCUAUCGUUUAUCCCCACGACGGCUUACCUAGGUCCCUGCUGCUCGUUUAACUACAAUCCGAGGAACGCCAGUUUCGUCCCUUUUUCAGCAAACAUCUUUGGCAUGGAUGGUGGAUUGACUUUCGUGGGGGCGGAGGGCAGUGAACGAAACCUGAAUACUGGUCUCAUUGUUUUGGUACACCAUCCCAUGGACUAUGUGACGGAGUCGGCAUCUUCGGUUACCAUUACUGCUCGUUCUGAAAGCUUUGUGGAGGUCUCACCCACGGUGCAGAGUUCUUCGGCGGAGGUCUUGGAACUUUCGGAGCGUAAGAGGGACUGCCUCAUCUCGGACGACCUGCAGCUGAGGAACUAUCGCCAGGCUGCCUGCCUGCUAUCCUGUCAGACAGAUGCCAUUGUUCAGAAGUGCGGAUGCCAUCCAUAUUUGCUACCCAUUGUGGGCAACAAGUUCAAGGAGUGCAAUCUAAACGAUACCUUCUGUUACUCAGCUAACUAUGAUAAUUUUAAAAGUGUGCGCUGUGACCAGUGUCUGCCCAAUUGCUAUGACGUUACCUAUUCCACGCUCUCCUAUAAAACGGAUCUUAAUCAGCAUCAGUUCUCCGUUAGCCGUUUCUACUCCCCAGAGCUCCUGAACAGUGACAGCUUCGUUCUCCGAGUGUACUUGGCCAAGCAAGUAGUCCCAGUUAUCCGUAAAGUGACUGUUAUGUCCUGGAUAGGAUUAUUAUCUGAUUUGGGUGGUAUCUUCAAUCUUUGCCUGGGACUUAGUAUGAUUUCUGUGGUUGAAUUUUUCUACUACUGUACGUAUCGCUUGUAUACCAACUAUCAACUGCAAAAGGCCCAGCAGCCUAGAAAGGCAUGGCAAUAGAUUUGGUAUAAAUCUAACCGUUUGAGUGGCUUUUUAAAAAUUCAAAAGUAAGCGCUACGGUCAAAAAUAUCGAUGACAGGGUUGCCAUAUUUAGCUACAGUUGCUAAUUACAUUUGGUAUUUUAAUAAAACGGUCAUAUUUAUUAGUAUUAGUAUUUUAGUUUAAAGUGCUUACUCUGCAGAGAUUAUAAAGAAUUAUAACUUUUAAUUAAGAAAAGGAAAAAAA
This is a messenger RNA of Drosophila eugracilis, 1722 nucleotides long. RefSeq names its product sodium channel protein Nach (gene ppk6). Gene Ontology annotation, cellular component: membrane. Gene Ontology annotation, molecular function: ligand-gated sodium channel activity. Bases 1 to 1497 code for a protein of 498 amino acids. Lineage: Eukaryota; Metazoa; Arthropoda; Insecta; Diptera; Drosophilidae. The record is from RefSeq and is a predicted model, not a curated record. The transcript is spliced from 5 exons. Gene Ontology annotation, biological process: sodium ion transmembrane transport.